AUGAGACCCAGACUGAGAUCCCGAGCCACAAAUCCCGAUCCUGCAGAUGACUCACAAUUCAAUGAAUCGUCAUUGCGAAAUUCCUCACCCCUCCGUCGAUCGAGUCGAUCGAGUCGAUCGGAACCCCUACAAGUGGGUGGGUCAUCCCUUUCUCGAUCUCAGCCCCAGCACGUCAUACAAGAUUCUGAGGCCGAUGAGGACGAUUACAUCGAUCGAUCAGACUCGGUGGCUCCCGAAAAAUUGACUCAUGAAACACUUUCAGUGGUUAUACCGGUGAAAACAGAAUCACCGAGUGACUCUGCCUCUCGGACUUCAAUCAAAAAUGGCUCCACCGGUUACAGCACUCCAGCUACUAGCGUUGGGCCUACAACUACAGAUACAGAUUCCAAAGCUCCUACAAGAGUCAAUGCUUCUCAACGCGCGAAAAAAGUGCAGUCAAGCACGUUGUCCCUUGGCUCUUCAAAGCGGGGUACAAAAAGAUCCGCGGCUACUUUGACAGACGACGACGCGUCUGAUGUUCCAUUAGUCAAGAAAAGAGCAACAAAACGAUUUGCUGCUGCUUCUGACGCAGCUGAUAGAAAUGCUUUGGAUGCUGCCCUGGCUCAUGCUCUCCAAGUGGAAGAGUAUGAUAAACCAGACUCGAAAAAUCAAAAUCGUACAUUCAGAGAUAUCUAUGACUCGGAAGAUGACCCGGAUGAUUCGGACUUCACGGAUGGGUUGACAUCCCCCCUGAGCCCUCCGCCACUGGGGUUGCUUCAUCCUGAUAUUGAGGAUUCGGAUACUCCAGACCCUGUUGGGGGCUUAUCUGCCGUUCCUCUCGCGGAUCCCAGAGUUGCGGGAUUGAACCUGGAUAACAGCUCUCAAUAUGACUCCGAUGAAGACCUACCUCCCACCUGGGAAGAACAAAAGAAAGCUAAGCGUGCAGACGCAGACCGCAAGAAGCUCGAAAAUAAACACCCCACCCUCGGCACUAUGUGGGAUAAGCUUAAAGCGCAGCCUGUCAUCGAGCCGGAGGAAGCAAAGCAGCCCACCUCAAUUACUCGCAAGCUCAAGCCUUUCCAGCUAGAGGGACUGAACUGGAUGAUGCGGCAAGAAAAAACCGAAUACCGGGGUGGUCUGUUAGGCGAUGAGAUGGGCAUGGGAAAAACCAUUCAAUCCGUAUCGCUCAUCAUGUCUGACUAUCCUCAGCCUGAUCCCACUCUCGUUCUUGUUCCCCCAGUAGCUCUGAUGCAGUGGGUUGCCGAGAUCAAGGCCUACACAGAUGGCAAGCUGAAAGUUCUGGUCUAUCACAACUCCGACGCAAAGAUCAAAAAACUGACGGCGGCUGACAUUCGCAAAUACGAUGUCAUCAUGAUCUCCUACGCCAGCUUGGAAUCCAUGCAUCGAAAGCAGGAAAAGGGAUUUGUCCGCGGUGAAAAUAUUGUCAAAGCGAACAGUGUCAUCCACGCGGUUCACUACCAUCGCCUUGUUCUCGACGAAGCACAUAGCAUCAAGUCACGAAACACCGGGGUAGCCAAGGCAUGCUUUGCUUUGAAGGCUAACUACAAGUGGUGUCUAUCCGGUACACCGGUUCAGAACCGCAUUGGAGAAUUCUUUUCUCUUCUACGUUUUCUCCAAGUCAAACCGUUUGCAUGCUACUUUUGCAAAUCAUGCAAAUGCGAACAGCUCCAGUGGAGCCAAGACAAGGAGGGACGUUGCACCUCAUGUUCUCACACUGGCUUUCAACACGUCUCGGUGUUCAACAAGGAGAUUCUUGGUCCGAUCACCGAGGGCAAAACUCAUGCCCAACGCAAGGCCGGCUUGGACAAGCUCCGUCUCAUUACCGAUCAGAUCAUGCUUCGUCGUAUGAAGCAAGAGCACACCGGCUCGAUGGAGCUUCCGCCGAAGCGUAUCACGCUACAUAAUGAAUUCUUUGGCGAGAUCGAACAUGAUUUCUCUCGCAGCAUCAUGACCAAUUCCACCCGAAAGUUUGACACCUAUGUGAGUCAGGGUGUCAUGUUGAACAACUACGCCAACAUCUUCGGAUUGAUCAUGCAGAUGCGCCAAGUCGCAAACCACCCGGAUCUCAUUUUGAAAAAGAAGAUGCAGGCCGGGUUCAAUGUCGCGGUUUGUUCUAUCUGUGAUGAACCUGCAGAGGAUGCGAUUCGGUCUCAGUGCCGCCACGAGUUCUGCCGGCAAUGCGCCAAGGAUUACAUCCAACAUUUCCAGGACGGUAGCAAUGUUGAUUGUCCCCGAUGCCACAUUGCGCUUAGCAUCGAUUUGGAGCAGCCGACCCUUGCCGAGUAUGAGGAUACUGUCAAGAAGAAUUCCAUCAUCAAUCGUAUCUCUAUGGAUAACUGGACCUCAUCCACGAAAAUCGAGACCCUGCUCUAUGAACUCUUCCAGGAGCGAAGUAAGAGCCACACUCCCAAAUCAAUUAUCUUCUCUCAGUUUACAUCCAUGCUUCAAUUGGUUGAGUGGCGACUGCGUCAUGCGGGAUUCAACACUGUCAUGCUGGACGGUUCGAUGACCCCCGCUCAACGACAAAAGUCCAUUGAACAUUUCAUGACUAAGCCCGAGGUUGAAGUGUUCCUGGUCUCUCUCAAGGCUGGUGGUGUAGCCCUGAACCUCACGGAAGCAUCCCGAGUGUUUAUUAUUGACCCAUGGUGGAACCCUGCAGCGGAAUGGCAAAGUGCCGACCGCAGUCAUCGAAUCGGUCAGCAACGGCCCUGUGUGGUCACGCGGCUUUGUAUUGAGGAUUCGGUCGAAUCUCGAAUCAUUCAGUUGCAGGAGAAGAAAGCCAAUCUUAUUCGGGGUACCCUGAACAAGGAUGAAGCGGCUGCAUUGGAAAAGUUAACACCGGAGGACAUGUCGUUCCUCUUCCGAGGAACCUGA
Messenger RNA from Penicillium soppii, 2874 nucleotides. Its product is annotated as DNA repair protein RAD16. Lineage: Eukaryota; Fungi; Ascomycota; Eurotiomycetes; Eurotiales; Aspergillaceae. The record is from RefSeq and is a predicted model, not a curated record. The transcript has a single exon. Gene Ontology annotation, molecular function: metal ion binding; ATP binding; ATP-dependent chromatin remodeler activity. Bases 1 to 2874 code for a protein of 957 amino acids.